GCGCCUUUGACUUGAUCUACAGAUUAUGCUGUAACAAGUGGAAAGCCGAGCUCGUUCAAAGAUGGCCGACAAAGAGGCGACAGUCUUCGUUGUCGAUGUGUCCAGCGCCAUGGCCGCUCGCCGCGAUGACCUAGGCAUCACAAACAUGGAGUGGGUCAAGCAGUACAUCAUGUAUAAGAUUGGGCCCAAGGUCUUUGCCGGCAGGAAAACGGACUACGUAGCCAUGGUGUGUGCUGGCAGUGAUAGGACCAAAAAUGCCAUGCAAGCAGAGGACGACUAUCGCAACAUUGAUGUGGCACUUGGUUUCCCGAGACGACAAGAGGGCCAGGCAAAUACGCCAGACUACGUACUAGGCAGAGGCCAGAUAAACGCCAUCAACCAGGCAUUGGUUCCGUCAGACCAUUUGCAAGGCGAUCUGGUUUCGGCAAUCCUCAUUGGAAUGGAGCUCAUCAGUACCUUUUGCGCCAAAUACAAGUUCAUCAAGAACCUGAUUGUCAUCACUGCUGGGCAGCUGCAAACAGACUUUGAUGGCAUAUCUGAGAUUUCUGAUCGUAUGAAAGGCGAGGGCAUCAACCUGACUGUCAUGGGUAUUGAUUUUGACGACGUAGAGCUCGGGGUGAAAGCUGAGGACAAGUCGGACAAGAUGAAAGGCAAUGAAGAAGGACUCAGAGAGCUUUGCAAAGCGUGUUCGGGGAUUUGUGCCACUUUCCAGGAAGUGUAUGAGAGCACAAAGAUUCCCAGAAUAAAACAGGUGCGCCCCGUGACGACAUUCAAGGGCCAGAUCAUCUUGGGUGACAUCGAAAAGUAUGAAGAGAGUUUUGCCUUCAAUGUUGAGCGAUACGCAAAGACGAAAAAAGCCAUACCGCCAUCAGCGCAGAAAGUUUCUGCCGUCGCUAAUCAGCGUGAUGUCAAGAUGCAAUUGCAAGAUCAGGACCCGAGCAAUCUUACCGCCAUGCCUGUGUUGCAUGGCCAGGUCCGUAUGCAACGUGCCUAUAAGACGGCAGAUGGCAGAGAAGUUGAUAAGACCUUCCUGGAACGCGGAUACAAGUACGGUUCUACCAUUGUUGGCAUGAGUGAAGCUGACGAGGAUUAUCUACGCUUCCAGUCCGAGCCUGGCAUGCUUGUCCUCGGCUUUGUGCCCAGGAAUGAUGCCCUUGAACAAAUGAGUGACGGGUCGACUCGUGUUAAAAAGGGGUACAAGCGUUACUUGCACAUGGGCCAAGUUAAUCAGCUCGUGGCUCCAUCAUCAGAUGAGCGUUCACGACUGGCUUUAUCGGCAAUGAUUCAUGCGCUCGAAGUGGGCGAUGUGUAUGCCGUGGCACGCCUUGUCACAAAGAACAAUACACAUCCUCUAAUGGUCCUUCUUGCGCCGCAUAUCGAGCCUGGCUAUGAAGCUCUUUACGAGGUCAGAUUGCCCUUUGCUGAAGACGUACGUCAGUACAAAUUUGCUCCUCUCGAUCGCAUCAAGAAUAUCAAGGGCGAGUACUUGAAGUCUCAUCGAUAUCUACCAACAGAACCGCUUGUGAAUGCCAUGGAAGACUUGGUCGAGAGCAUGUCGCUUGAUUCGUUGGGCGAAAACUACCUUGCUCCAGAAGACACAUACAGUGUUGCUAUUCACCGGACCAUGAACAUCAUCAUGCAUCGAUUCUUCAACGACAGUGGCGGCGAGUUGCCCCCAACGCAAGACCUGCUCUUACGUCCUUCAAAAGUUCCGGAGCAGGUACUACAGAGUGAUAAGUUCAAGAGUGCUGUGGAACGCGCCAUCAGCACUGCCGACAUCAAGAAGGUGCCACCAAAGUCUGCUUACAAGCGCACGCGAGGGGAUGAAAAGGAUAUCAAACCAGAACCAAUGGAUAUCGAAGACUUGCUCAACCGUGAAGUCGAGGACGAUGACCAAGAGAUUGACCCUGAUGAUCGAGCAUACGACAUCUGGGAAACGAUGCUCAAGGAUGGCAUUCGCAACAAUGAUGAAGUCAGGUCAUUCAAAGCACUUGUCGACCGCUGUCCGAUCAGAGGAGAUAUCGAGGCACCUUUUGUACAACUCGUCAAUUUGCUGGACGACAUCAUCUUCCACUCCAUGGGUGACGAGGAGUAUCCAAAAGCGCUUGAGUUGAUGGAAGUCAUGCGAGAGGAGGCAAUUCGUCAUGAAGCAGAUGCCACAUUCAAUGCCUUCCGUGGAAAACUCGAAACCCGUUUGCCUGAGCAAGGUCGAGAAGACUUCGCCAAGCUUCUGGAGGAGAAUGGCCUUGGCAUGAUUCAGGAUUCAGAGAUUCUCGCUGCUGACAAGGCAGCUGGAGGAUCCGCUGAGGCCCAUGCUACGAGCGAUGUAGCCAUGGAAGACGAAAAACCUGCGCAAGACAAGGAGGACGAUGCAACGACCGAUGGCGAGGAUGACACUUGAGCAAUGCUAUGAAUACGAAUUCAGUAUAUGAAGAGGUCAGUCACUGUCGCUAGGCCGUGCUACCAGGAAGAGAAUCGCCUGCCUCUUUGGGCGUUGCCCAGUCAGCUAAAUGUCAGCAUCUAUAUCGAUAUCACGAAAUCUUACGUCGCGAUCGGCAGAAGAUUGAAAGAUUGGGCUUGCCUUCAAGGCCCUUGUCUUCCUGCAUAUUUCCACCCUUAACAUAGUAGGUGCCAUCUGCAGCCUCGCUGUAGAGUGGCGAUCCGCAAGUGGCGCAGAAGCAUCGCUUGAGCUCAUUGCCCGAAUCACCCUUGUCUGUAAAAUUAGCUGUGCUUCAUCCCCUUCGCGUGGGUACUUUGGUAGACUUUCACGUUGCCUUUCGUGGCAGUCAUCGAGCCCUUAGGAAACACCAG
Molecule: messenger RNA, 2811 nt
Organism: Protomyces lactucae-debilis
Lineage: Eukaryota; Fungi; Ascomycota; Taphrinomycetes; Taphrinales; Protomycetaceae
Product: SPOC like C-terminal domain-containing protein
Exons: 5
Coding region: 62-2401 (779 amino acids)
Biological process (GO): telomere maintenance; cellular response to gamma radiation; cellular response to X-ray
Cellular component (GO): Ku70:Ku80 complex; nucleus
Molecular function (GO): telomeric repeat DNA binding; oxidoreductase activity, acting on single donors with incorporation of molecular oxygen, incorporation of two atoms of oxygen; damaged DNA binding
Source: RefSeq, a predicted model, not a curated record